Lymnaea stagnalis (great pond snail) is the source of this 22138-nucleotide messenger RNA. NCBI's taxonomy places the organism in Eukaryota, Metazoa, Mollusca, Gastropoda, Lymnaeidae. The record is from the annotation of a GenBank genome assembly.
AGUUCUCAAUAACCUGUGAGUUAAAAAGAGUUACAGUUCAGGGGGAAAAUGUUAAGCCGCAGAGCAGCCAUCUAUCUCCAGAACUUCACCAAACCUAGGUUUACUUAUGCAUUCUGGGUUUCAAAAAGACAAAAAACAACACAAAUAAUUGAUCAGGAUGAUUUGCCAGCAACUAGUGCCGCCCUUCUGAGAAGUGAUUUAAAUAGGGUAAUUAGGAUUUUAUUAUUUCAUUUUUAAUACUCAUUUUUUUAAUGUCAUAGGUCAUUUUCAGCAAUACACUAUCAUUGUAAUCUGGGAUUAAUAUUCCCUUAUAUUAUUUAUUAAGAGUCCACAAAUUAUUUUUAAUUAUACAAAACAAAUCAGGAUUAGUAAUAAUUCCAAAAGAAAUCUAAACUAAAUUUAAAUUCCAUUUUAUUUUCUAUACAGGUGAAAAGAAUAGUGAUCAAGUUAGGAAGUGCUGUUAUCACCCGGGAAGAUGAAUGUGGAUUGUCUCUGGGAAGAUUGGGAUCAAUUGUUGAGCAGGUUAAGUUUUUAAAAAAAUAAUGUUAAUGUUAUCUGCUAAGAAUAAACCCACAUUCUAUGAAAUGAUCUCCAAGAUCAUCCUUUGAAUAAUUUAAAAUUGUUUAAAAAUCAACUUGAUAGAAAUCCAUAACUUUUAAAAUGUUUUUGAACAUUUAGACUUCUGCAGAAGUCUGUUGAAUCCAAACAAAAUAAUUUAACAAUAGCCAAGAAAUGUUCUGUUGAUAAAAAUUGUAUCAAUGUAGGUGGCUGAGCUACAAAACCAGGGAAGGGAAAUGAUUAUUGUAACAAGUGGAGCCGUGGCUUUUGGCAAACAAAAGCUCCGCCAGGAAGCUGUUUUAUCUAUGAGUAUGAGGCAGAAUUUAAAUAAUGUUGAAAGUGGGGUAAGCAAACUUAUCUUCGUUUUUUAUAUUACUCUGUAUCAAUUUAUUUUAUUUUUAAUGUACUUGCAACUUUCUUGCACUUCUAGUUAUAUUGGAAAACAAGUAAUACUUUUGUUUCUCAAGCUUUGAGGUAAAAAUCAGCAUACCUGGUUUUGCAUUUUAUACAGUGCUUUUAUUACUGAUAGUAAUAGAUACCAUAAUUGUACAUUUUUUAAAAGGAGCAACUUUUCGAAUAACUAAAAGAUUAUAGAUUGUGAGUUCUUACUUGAUCAAUAGUUACACUAUUGGUUAAACUGCUAUUCUUUUGACUUAUUUAUUAUAAAUUCUGUAUCACAAUUCUGAAAUAAAUUCUUCAUACUUAAAAAAUAUUCCAUGUUAAACCUAGGAUAUUUUUUACUGAUUAGAAUAAAGCCAUCUGUUUUUAAGCAUGCAGUCUUUAGCUAUUUUGUAUUGUGCACAGGUAAGCCAAUUACUAUAAGGUAAAAUGGUAAAGUCUUGCUUAUUAGAUAUUUUGAGAGUAUCUAAUUAUAGUUUAAAAUAAAUGUAUUUAUUGAACAGUAUAAAAACUAUUGCUUGUGAGAAGUAUUUUUUUUUUUUAAGGCGCUGGUAUUUUCUGUUAUUCCUCACUCCAUCAUCACUUAUAUUUUGGCUAUCUGAGAUUUAUCUUAAAUUGAUCAACAUUUUCAUUUUUAUUGAUCUAGUAAAAGAAUAGCAUAAUUUGAAUCUCUAUGUAAGAAGAUGCUAGCUGGAAUUGAAAUUGGUAGCAAGAAAUUAACUGUAAAUAUAGUAAAAUGCUUGCAAGAUCAUAAUUAUAUUGUUGUUUUUAAAUGUUAGGAGUAUUGGCAUUAAAAUCCUGGUUUUAAAUUUCUUAUGGUUCACCAUCUAUUUGACUAUUUGUGCCCCUUUGAAAGCUGUGGCUAUAUUCUCAACAGACCAAUUCUAUGACAGCAGCUCAGGUAAAAGAUAGAGAGACAAAAAUGCAGUACUAAUGCCACUAGCACAUAGAACACUUUAUUUUGUAGCUAUCCUGUGCAGAUAAAACUUUAUAGUGCUACUUGUUGCAUGCACAACUGAAGUUUUUUGCUGAGCAAAUACAUUUCCUUCUGGUAUUUUGUCAUCACACAAUUGUUGUUGCUUAUUAUAAACUGCUUUUUGAAAUAAGAAUAUAUUUAUUUGUCUUUUGUUGAAUUGAAAAAUAAUGUUUAAAGUUGACAACAAUUAGUAUAGUUACACUAUUGCAGAUGAGGCUUAGAGAGAAGAUAAAGGGAAAGGCAAGGCAAAGCUUUUCUUUUCCCAUUAAUUGCUUUUUGUUUUAUUUUGAUUUUCUAGUGCCAAAUUUUAUCUUUUUACAAUGUUUAGUAGUGCCCAUGUUUUGUUACCAAUCCCUCACUAUUCCUCAGUUUUUUUUUUCAUAAGGUUUGCUAAAGGUAUAUCUUUUCUUAUUAAAAUAAACAGCAAAGUGCUUGGAGUAAGGUAAUUAUACUAAUGGCAAUGUAGCCAUCUUCUCACAUAGCAUGUAUUGCAUUUUAUGAAAUUAUCAAAAAAGGUUGUUGUUUUAAAAGCUUUUUCAGAUAGCAGAUAAACGUAGCUUAACAUUAGAAUAAAAGAAAACACAACUUCUUCAAUGCACACACACUCUUGUAUUUGUUUGGUAGAGUAUUAGUCAUAGAAAAGAUAAAAAAAAGAAUAUUUAAAAUACAGUAUAUGUGUAUUCGUGUUUGUUUGGAAUGUUGCCCUCAUAUCUGCACCAUUGGUAAUGCUUGAUUUCUUUUACCUAGUGUCAAUUAGAACUAAUAAAUACAACAGAAAGGGUUCUAUAAAUUGAUCAUGUUCCUGUCAAACAAUUUCAUAUCUGUUAAAUAGGUAUAUCUAGCUGUCCUAAGUGCAGAGAAAUGGUCUUAGAUGUUUUCCAGUGAAAGAAAUUUCCUUUUAAUAAGUUUUUGUCUUUGGAAGAACCCUUUUUGUAAUUAGAAACAAUGAGAUCAAGAGCUUGAUACUAACAUGGGUUUUAUGAAUGGACAUUUUUUUGUUAUAGCUUAGUUAGAGAUGAUAUUAGUUUGGCAUGCUUUAAAGUUGUUUACACUUAUUUAUUUCUUAUCUGGUUAUCCUACUUUUAUUUCUGGAGUACCCUCUUUAGGAGUUUUGGGGACAGAGAUCUCUGUCUUCAGAUUUAAGUUUUCUUAUCACUAUCAUAUUGGGUCUCCGUGGGAACUUGGUAUUUAAAUAACUAGUAUUUUAAUAGAUAUUUAAAGCUAAACUCAUGCUAUACAAUAAAAAAAAAUUUACCAUGCUCAUUCCUUUUAUGAGAAGGCUUAAGAAACAUUAAUAAUCAAUAUUUUGGAAGAAUGUUCAUUGAUUUCAAUGUUAGUAUGAACACUUGGACUAUCCUCAUACUUUGAAUGAAAUGCUGAGAAGUGUUUCAGUUUAGAUAUGUAUUAGGUUUUAAAUAUUUUAUACGAAAGUCUUUUUUUUUUAUCCUUGAUCACUAUAAAAAUUAAAUUAUCAGUAUUAUUAAACAUGUUUUGGAAGUGAUCUGUAGUUAUGGAACUCUUAGCCCCAAAACCAUAACCACAAGUUAGUAGGUUUCUCAACCAUAACCACAAGUUAGUAGGUUUCUCAACCAUAACUAAAUGAAACAGCUUGAACAUAUGAAUUAGGAGAUACUUUUGAAAACUUGAUGGUGUUUGCAUAAUAUAUAUUACAAUUUGUGGCUUGUAUCUAUUUAUGUCAAUUACUGUAGAGUCUGCUUUACAGUUUUCUAUGAGUGGUUUGUGAACUAUCCUCUCUGGUAAUAGCAUUUUUUAUAAUAAAUACAUUCCAAUUCAUUAUUCUAUGUAAUAAUAAUAAUCGAUAAUAUUUAAACAGAUAUACAAGGCUAAGUAUACAAAAAAACAUAUCACUAAGAGUCACCAAGCCUUCAGAUUAUAGUAAUAAAAAUAAUUCAAUACAAUGAGCAACAGAUGUGUUUCUCUCUUUUAAGUAUUGAUUUAAUUUUAUUUUCAGACAAGAGAUUUAAUCAAAUGGCCUAGAUACUAGAUACAGUAAAAGAAAUAUAAUUGAUAAAACUAAGAAAGUAUAUAACUUAUUAAAUUCAUAAUUUAAUUAUAUUCAAUUCAUAUACUUAAUGUAUCACUAUGAAACUCCAUCGCAGCUCUUUCAAUCAAUCACUUGCUUAGUUGUUCGUUUUUUUUUUACAUUUCGAGCUCUUCACUUCUUUAAUUUGUAUUGGGAAAGGUCUAUUAAAAAUAUCACUCUUUCUCAUUUCAAGAAAUGAUUUUUCCAAAGGUUAUUAAAAAAAAAAAAACAUUAAGAAAUUUACAAUUAUAAAUCCAUUUAUUUUUUUUUUGUUCAUUUAAAUAGUUUUUUGUUUUUUUUUUACAUUUCGAGAUCUUCACUUCUUUAAUUUGUUUUGGGAAAGGUUUAUUAAAAAUAUCACUCUUUUUCAUUUCAAAAAAUGAUUUUUCCAAAGGUUAUUAAAAAAAAAAAAACAUUAAGAAAUUUACAAUUAUAAAUCCAUUUAUUUUUUUUUUGGUCAUUUAAAUUGCCUAAUAGGACAUUUAACAAUUUUUACAAAAUUAUUUCUAAAGAGAGUUGUGAAAAACAUCAGGAUUCCUGAAAUAUGAGAAUGCAAUCAAAAUAUCUUAGAUCUAUAUAAAUUUAAUGUUUUUAGAAAGUCUUUCUAUGUUGUUUUUAAUUGAUGUGCAUUACAUUUUUUAAAAAUCUCUGGCUGUUGAAAGAUAUUCUUGAAGGAUUUGGUACUAUUCAAAGACACCUUAAUGGACAUAGGUUUAUGAACAUGUUUACUUUGUUCAAAAUUUUCCUUGCUCAAAUUUUGUUUUGUUUUUCUGUUCUUUUAAAAGUAUUUUUUUUCAGUGUGUUUUGUUAAAAUUUGGAAUUAUAGUUAUAGAAAAGAACUGCUACUGUUUAAAUUUGAUAAUGCUACCAUUUCCACUCAAUUUAGUAAAUUUUGUUACCCUGUUGAGUUCUUUAUAAGUGUGAACAAAGCACAAUGUGAGUAAUAAAAUAAGGGAAUCUAAAAAAACAAAUUAACAGUUAUUGGUUACAUAUUUUUAAAAGUUCUAUAAAAACAUUUAUUACACAGAUCCGUCCACCCUCUUUAGAACCACGAGCUUGUGCAGCCGCUGGACAAAGUGGUCUGAUGUCUCUUUAUGAUGCAAUGUUCCAUCAAUAUGGUGUCAAGACUGCACAGGUAUUAUCUGUUCAUUAAAAUAAUCUUAAUAUUGUCAAUAAUUUAAAACCAUUUUCUUUUUUAAAGUUAAAAACAAAUUGAUACUGCAUUAUUUUGAACAUUUAUAUUUUAUUCUCCUCAAAAUAAAUUUUUAAUUUAUUUUUUUUUAAACAGAUCCUUUUGACGAAACCAGACUUUCAAGAUGAGCAUAGUCGAGAGAAUCUCAGAGGAACAAUUAAUGAACUGUUAAAACUUAACAUCAUUCCCAUUGUAAAUGCUAAUGAUGCAGUUGCUCCCCCCCCAGAACCUGAUAUGGAUUUAGCUGGAGUAAGUGUGUGAAACAUUUAUGUGCACGUUUCAUUUCAAUAAUUGGAAAACAUUAUCCAUGGAUAAAUUUGUUCUCUCCCUUUUCUGUAAAUCUUCUCUUUCUCUCUCUCUCUCUCUCUCUCUCAACUGCUUUUAAUUAAAACACUGCCUUUUUGUUGGUAUCAUUCAAAUAGAUUACUCUGAGAAAGUAAUUUUUAUAGGAAUUGUUGAAUCUAAUUCCUUAUAAUUUCUAAUGUACUUUUUUGAGUAUUAUAAAGAAACAGCUACUUAGUGAAUACAAAAUAUAGAAGUCCCAAUCUUGCGUUAUUAAAUAUUUGUUUGUCAUCAAGGUGAUCAGUGUGAAGGACAAUGAUAGUCUUGCUGCCAGAUUGGCAUCAGAAAUGCAUGCUGAACUUUUGAUCAUUAUGAGUGAUGUGAAUGGGCUCUACACAGCUCCUCCAGGAAUGCCAGAGUCCAGACUUUUGCACACAUACUGUCCUGAAAUGGAUCAAGUAAUAAUUGCAGGCAAAUCAAGAGUUGGUACAGGAGGCAUGGAUUCAAAGGUCAAAAUUAAUGCUAUUUUGGCUGUUUGUGAGCAUUCAGAUGUUCUUCCAACAGUUAAAUUGAAUCAGAUUUAAUUUUGCAAGUUAAUAAAAUAUAUAUAUAUAAAAGUGAAAGUUUGUGGGUUUGUGUGUUUGUUCCACAAAGGCUUUUACAUGGAUUGAUGUAUCUUGACCAAACUUGGCACAAAAAUCCAUCAUUAUCCAGAAGAAACUUUUAGGGGUUAUGAACUUUUUAUAACAUUUCGUUUGGGGCCGGGGGCCCAAUAUGUCUUUUUUUCCUAUAUGAGCUAUAUAAAUAAAAUUACUAAAAAAUACUCUUACAAUGGACGGAUCUUAACCAAACUUAGAACGCUUACACUUGAUUAUCUACCUUCAAAUACCGAAAGGGUACUGAACUCAUAAUGUCCGUUCCUAGGGGGCCGGGGGCCCCAUUUCAUUUUUCUUUAUAUAAGCUUAUAAAUAUCAAUAGGCUUAGACAACACUAAAGGUUCUAUGUAAAUUGAUCAAUAUAAGCAUAGCAUAGUAGCCAUAGGCCUACACUUCAUCGUCCAUAUUGAAAUAUCGGUGGAUUUAAAACAGAACAUCCAAUCCAUGCAGGGACGAUCUAGAAUUUUCUAGAAAGUUCGAUAGUUUAAAAGGUGAUAUCUAUGGCAUUUUUAAACUCAUUCUAAUGGGACAAAUUUUAACUCUAUUAUUUACUUGAAUGAUUUUGAUUUAGCCCCCCCCCCCCCCCCCCCCCCCCACCCCCCCCCCCCCUUCUCAGAAAUAACUAAAUUGGUACAGUUAUGGAAUGGGGCCCCUUGAUUACCGGUACAGUAACAUAAAAGAAAAAGGAUUAUAAUUAUGGCAUUUGUUGAAGAUUUGUAUCGGAUUCAAAAAAUAAUUAGAAAAGUAGUUUUUACACAUGUUUCGAGCAGGCUAUUAAAUUUAGUUUAGAAUGUUCCUGAAAGUUCUAAAUUGUUACAAGGGAAUAUACAGUGGGAUCUAAGGUAUUAUUGAAAUUCGGGAUCAGGAUUCUACCAGAAAAUGGGAUCCCAUCGGGAUCCUAACCUUGAAGGAUCCAUCGGGAUCACACCGGGAAAUGGUCUUUGAAAAUUAUAAAUUCAGAACUAUUUUCCAUGUUUCUAUUAUAUGCGUUUUAAAAACUUGUAUUCAAAUUUGUGAAUAUAUCUAUAGGUCAAAGCUGCAACUUACGCUCUUGCAAGAAAUUGUUCUGUUGUUAUAUGUAAUGGUUGUGAAGAGCAUGCCAUCAUCAACAUUGUCAAAGGGAAAAAAGUUGGGACAUUCUUUACAAGAGCCCAGUCUAGGGGAACACCCAUUGAGCUCCAAGCUAAAUUAGGUGUGUUUGUUGUUUCUAUAGAUCUCUUUUCAAACAUUUAAACAUUUAUUUUUAUUUUUUUACGUUAUACAAAUUAUGUGUAGAAAAUAGCUUGAGAAAUAAGAUAAUUUUGGUGAUUUUAUGUUACCAGUUACAAAAAUUCUAUCAUCCAUUUAAAAAAUAAUGCUUUGAAAAUGAUCUUUGCAGAACAGUAAUUUGAUGAAAAUGACUUUAGAUCUUACAGCUAUAUUAUUCUGUUUUCACAUAUGGAGAUUUUUUAGAAAACAUUCUAUUGCAGUAAUAUUUUAAUGUUGUUUUAUUUUUUAAAGGAAAAAUGUUAUUACAAAAUUUCUUUGGCAGAGGGCAUAAAAGAUUAAUUGAAGAUCUUAAAAUAAAGUGGGAUUUUUUUAGCUUUUUAAAAUCACUGUUGUUUUGUUGUUUUUUUUAUACGCGGUUAAAAAAAAAAAAAAUUCCCAGUUGCUAUUUCAUUGAAAAAUGGAUCCACCUUGACACAUUCAAAAAAAGAUCUUAUUUGAUAUGGAAAUUACCAUGGUUAUUCUUAAAUUAAAUUUAUGGUUAGGAUUUAUAAAAUUGCCAAAACUGUACUCAACAAUCUUCUGUAUCCAGCACGUGAUGGAAGUAGAAGCUUGCAAGCCUUAUCAGGCCAACAUCGCACAGCCAUAGUGAACAGACUAGCUGAUUUGUUAUUGGAGCGCAAGUCUGACAUUUUAGCUGCUAAUCAACAAGAUGUUCAGGAGGCGUUUUCAACAGGUAAUGAAAUUCAUUAAUUUUUAAAUUUUGUUUAACCCUUUACAGUCCAAUGCACCGAUUUUUUCCUUAAGCCUACAGUCCGUUGCGGCCAAACCCGCCCGCUUCGAGGUUGUUUACUUUCAAUCUUAGGACAGCGGAAAUCCAUUGCGCAUUUCUAUUUAUAGUUCUACCCAAAGAAAGCCUCGUUGUUGGCAUUUAUUUUGAUACUAAUUUGACCGCUGUGUGUUUUUCUACAAUUUUUUUUAUGUUGCGAUUUUUGCUGUAAAAAAUGGCUUUUCAAGCCUUGGAUACAAUUUUGAAAGAACUUAGGCCUAAGGAAGCUUCACUAUUCCAUAAAUCUAGCAGCGAUAGUGAAGAAUCUGAUAGAGACAUUAAUUUAAAUGAUGCUAUUAAUAAUAGUGAUUCAGGUGAAGAAGAUAAUAGUAAUAAUAGAGACAUUGAUGACAACGGACCUAUCAAUUCCACUCCAACUGAUCAGCAAGAUCAUGAGUGGUCUGGGAAUUUUUCUCAAAUCAAAGUGGGAGGGUCCCCGAAACUGUUUUUUUGGUGCAACUUUUGCUUUAAUCAUUUCUUUGUAUUUAGGUAUUUUUCAUUUUCUUUUCUUGCUUAUUUUCUGUAAAUUAGUUAGAAACAGAACCUUCAUUUAAAAUGGAGUUAUGUCCCUUUGCUUGGUCGCUGGGCGUAGACAAGGCUGAAUAGGCUUGGACUGUAAAGGGUUAAUGUAUGCUUAUUUUAUUGUACUCUUAUUAAAGAAAUUACGCAGAUUUUUUAAAGAAAAUAUUUCACCAAUCAUUCUCAAACCAUGGUACAUUGUUCCAGGUGAUUCAUUGAUGUGUAACAAAAACAGUAAAGAUUUCUAAUCUAUUCGCAAAAUAUGCACAUUCUAAUACAUGAAUUUUUAGCAGAUUAUUUAACUAUUACGAUAUUCCAAAAUGUCUGUUUUACGCAAUAUGCUAAUUUGCUGAUUUUUAAAAUUGUCUUUUGUAGUUCUAAAUUUAAGUGUUUGUUUUAUAGCAUUCCUACAUGUGUACUUUGAAAUUUUGUAAUGGUUUCUUUACACAAUCAGUAUCUGCUCAAGAAUACAGCUCUGGUAUCUGCCUACUGUGUGGUUUUUGCUUGCAGAAUUUGUCAAAAAUUGUGUGCACUUUUUUAUAAACUGUCAAGCUUUCUCUUUACUAAAGUAAUUUGUUUAAUGAAACUAAAAUUAACUCCUAAAAGGUGACCUGCUAUUUAUAUGAGUUACAUUAAAAAAAUCUUGCGUGGCAUCGAAAUCCCAUGUUUUUUACCAUUACAAUGGUAUGAAAUAAUCUGUCAUAUCACUAAUACUACUUAGAUAUGUAAUCAUCUCAGAGAUCAUCUAACAUCAUACAACAGUUAUCAGUGGCUUAGCAAUAAUUAGAUUGUUUGUGAAACACUUGAUGGUGUUUAGCAUAGAUCUAUUUGGAUAGAAGCAUAAGCACUUUACAUUAGUCACUUGUUUGAAGGCAACAUUGUUUUUCUUUUCUUGAUGAUUUGAAAAGGUUAUUUGAUCCCUUGCAUUGUGUUAUCUUUAAAAAAAGAAUUGUUGUAUGUUCAAAGGGCGUGUGUGUAAUGAUGUGUUUUUUUCUCCAUUAUUCUUGUGCAUGUAUACAGAUUGCUGUUAGAGAUACAUGGCAGUGAUAAACUUCAGUGAGGUUUAGAUUAUUUUCAUUCUGGAUUCCAUUUAUUGUUCAGUUAAUUGUUUUUUUAUUCAAUUUUUUUAUUUAUUUGUGUGUGUGUUAGUAAUGUGAAUGCAUUGGAAUGAAAAAUCAUAUGUAUUAAUCUAAAAUAAACCAUUGCAUUAAUUAAAGUACAAUUCUUGUUGUAACAAACUUGAGCCUCAACUAAAAACUUGGAGAGUUGUUUCUUAAAUUUUUUGUACAUAUAUACAUUUUAAUUUAAUUGUGGAAAUAAAUUAGUUAAACUGAUCACUUUUAUGGGUCCUGGUGGUGGGUCUGGUUUAAGUGUAUCUUAUGCUGAAAGAAACAGAUUCAAGUCUUUUUCUAGCUAUUUCUAAUUUCUUUAAGAGUGAAGAUUCAAAAUUAAAAUCACUCUAAAGUCAGAUAUUGAAAAAUGGGGAAAAUUCUUUAUUUUAGAUCCUGAGACAAACAGCCUCAACAUAUUUUGGUCUCUUCUUGAAAUGAAUGCAGAACAAUUUUACUUAUUCCUUUAAAAUUUUUCCCCCAUAGGAAUGCAGCAGUCAGAGAUGGCCCGCCUAUAUCUCAGUGAACAGAAACUGGAAACUCUGGCAACUGGACUACGGCAGAUAGGAGUUGACUCCCUUAAUGCAUUAGGAAAAGUUGUUCAGAAAACACGCCUGGCUGAAGAUUUGGAGCUGGAGAAGAUCACUGUGCCUAUUGGUGUUUUGCUUGUUAUUUUUGAGUCCCGCCCAGAUGCACUGCCGCAGGUGAUUAUAAUAACUCAUUGUUUUGGGGUUAAUCUGGUAGAAAGAAAAAUUAAAUGCAAAUUGUUUUUUUUUUUUUAAUUUAAAUUUUACUGCAAAGUUUAAGAAUUUUUAUUUUUAGGUUGCAGCUCUUUCGAUUUGUAGCGGCAACGGUCUUUUACUGAAAGGGGGCAAAGAAGCCAAGCACAGCAACAGAAUUCUAUUUUCUUUGGUCCAAGAAGCUUUGGAACCAUUUGCUCCAGUUGAUACAGUUGCCCUUGUGAGUAAUUUUAUAAAAGCCUUAAAAUAGUUUAAUUUAAUAUAACAUUUAUAAAUGCCACCGAAGAUAUGGAAGGUGAGGAAAAAGAAUCCUUUAAUGAGACACUUGAAAAGAUUUACCAAGAGGCACCACGACAUAUUAAAAUAGUGAUUGAGGAUUUUAAUGCCAAAAUAGGAAAAGAAAAAUUGUUCAUGCCAACUUUUGGCAAAGAAAGUCUGCAUGAAGAAUCUAAUAACAAUAGGAUGCGACUCAUAGACUUUGCUUCAGGAAAAGGGAUGUCAACAGCACCAAGUUUCAUCUCACAAAAAUACAUAAAGUUACUUGGAACUCACCAGAUGGAAUAACCUGCAACCAACUUGACCAUGCUCUAAUCAAUCAGAGGCCUGGAUCAGAUAUACUAGAUGUAAGAAGCUAUCAAGGAGCAGAUGCAGACUCUGACCAUCUACUUUUAAAGUUUAAAUAUAAGCAGAGAAUAAGCAUAAUUCACAAUGGCCAAAAUCAGAGAGAAAAACGAUAUGAUUACCAAAAACUUACCAAAGACCCACUUACUGCAAAAGCUUACCAAAAUGAAGUAGAAGCCCAACUAGAAGCAUCACAUGAGGAAAUAAACAGUGAAAACAACAUAAAUGAACAGUGGGAUAGGAUAAAUAAUGCUAUGAAAAGAUCAGUAGAAAAAGUAGUAGGAUUCCAGCAAACUAACAAUAAAGUAGGCUUGUUUGAUAAUGAAUGCAGAGAGUCUGUCGAAGAAAGGAACAAAGCACUAAUGACCAUGCUACAAAGGGAAAUCAGAAAGACAAGACAAACAUAUAAGGAAGCCAGAAGGAAAGCCACAAAAAUGUGUAGGAAGAAAAAGAAGGAAUGGGAAACAGCUAAGCUAAAAGAAAUAGAAGACUUACCAAGAGAGGGAAACAUCAGAGAAAUGUACAUGAAGAUAAAAGAUGAAAAGAAUGGAUACCAAGCCAGACCGCAAAUGUGUGAGAGCCAGGAUGGAGAAUUAAUUAUGGAAAAUAGUAUAGUAAAGUACUGGAGAAUAUUUUGAGGACAUACUAAAUGCAGACAAUAGACAAGAUAUAGAUAUCAACCACCACAUGGAAGACCAGACCCUUUAACUGAUUAACUACCAGAUUGAAAAAACCUGCUGUGGCCGAUUUAAAUCUAGGUCACAUUUUCUCAUUUUAGGUAUUUGUACAAAUUCAGCUGCAGUUUUAUUAAUUAUAAACAUAUUCUAAUGAUUAAUAAAUCAUUUUGUAGGUAAUUAAAUUGUCUAUAAGAUAAACUUAAAAUAUUUGUAAAGUUAUGUUUUGUAAGGAUAUUAUUAAUUGUAACUUUAGUAUUUACAACAGAAAAACAAUUUUUUUAAAUAUAUCAAUGUGCUAACUUACGUAUAAAUUUUUAAUUUCUAAAUCAUUUAAAGUCUUUUAUUUGGUGGUUUCCAAAUAGUAUAUCCAAUAAUAAGAAAAAUGCUCCAAAGAACACAGAAAUUGAAUAAUAUUUACACUUCCAAUUACUUUUAUGUCUCUUUAGUAACCAUGUAACUAGUUGCCAUGAUAAACAAGUAGUACAAUAUUGUAACUGGCAUGGAAAUUAAAUCAAAAUUAAUUAGCAGCCCAUUUUUUAAAACAUUCCGCAGAUAGCAUGCGGUUCGAAUAUAAACAUCCUGUCUGUAAAUAAAACUCUCAAAGCAAAACAGCAACGGAAAAAUAUAAAUAUUUGACUCGAUUUACUACGAUACAAACAUUGGCGCUACCAACGGCUCGUGGCCAUAGCGAAAGAAACUCUGAGCCGCUCCCACCAGCUCAUGGUAGUUAACCGGUUAAUAACCUCCCCAACUCUAGAAGAAACUAUAGAAGUAAUCAAUUAAAUGAAAAACCACAUAGCCCCGAGAGAAGACCUCAUAACAGCAAAACUUAUUAAAUAUGGAGGAAAAGAGCUACACAAUCAGACACAUAAACUUAUAACAAAAAUUUGACAAGAAGAGAAAAUUCCAACAGAAUGGGAAACAGCAUUAAUAACCCAAUACACAAGAAAAGCUCCAAACUUCAGAGGAAUUUCCCUAUUACAUGUUGCAUACAUAAUACUGAAAAAACUAAUUACCAAAAGACUAAAAUCGUACACUGAAGAAAUACUAGGUGACUACCAAUGUCAAUUCAGACAAAACAAAUCAAUGAUUGAUCAGAUUAUUGCCAUCAGAUGCCUAUCUAUUAGAGAAAUGUUACGAAUAUAAUAAUCCCAGUACAUCCACUCUAUGUGGACUAUAAAAUGUCUUAUGACAGCAUCAAAAUAAAAUGCCUAUAUGAGACUCUGCAGUGGUUUGAAAUGCCCAACAAUUUGACAAGACUGAUACACGUAACAUUAAACAACUCAAGAAGCAAAAUCAAGGUUCACCCAAGAUCCACAACCAAUGGGCACUCUCUACAAUCAACCCCUUCAGUAUCUUGCAUAUGCUGAUGACAUUGCACUGUUAGGGAAAAGUAGUAAAGACAUCAAAAUCAUUUAUUGAAUUAGAACAGGGGUCACCAAACUACUGGCCGGAACCAGCACCGGCCCGCUACAUUAGUUCAUCAGGCCCGCCGACGGUACUUCAAUUUGUUUGAUAAAACAUAUGGAACACGAGACGUUGUGAUACAUUUUAAAUUUAAGUAUUAUGUUUAGAAUUAGAAUACUAGGAGUAUUUGUUCUAGCUUGCUAGUAUUAUACAGAAUGAUUAUGCGGCCUGUGCUGGUCAUUUUGUCAGUUAUUCAGUCCAUUGUGAAAAAAGUUUGGUGACCCCUGAAUUAGAAGAUGCAUCACUACAAGCAGGACUGGAAGUUAACCAAAAGACAAAAUUCAUGACUUGAUAAGAAAGGCAGAUGAAGCCAUUAAAAUUAGAAACCAGACUUUUGAAAAAGUGAAUCAAUUCAAAUGCCUAGGAUCUUUAAUAAAUGAAAGAAACAAAUAACUAACAAAGAUGAGAGAAAGAAUAUAUUACAGGGGAUACUUCAGUAGUCAGAAAAUAAUAAAAAAUAAAAACAUUACAAGAAAAACAAAGAAUACUUUUUAUAACACUGUCAUUAGUCCAAUUGUAACAUUUGCAAGUAAAACUUGGACCUAAACAAAAACGGCAGAAAACCUAUUAAGCAAAAGGGAGAGAAUAGUUAUCCGGAAAAUAUAUGGACCAACAAAGGAUGAAUAUGGAUGGAAAAUACAAACCGAGGAAUUGUACAGUCUAUAUCAGGAUCCCAUGCUAGAAGCAGGAAUAAAAAACAGGUAAGGCACUUAGAAAUAAUGCCAAUUGACAGAGGAGGAAAAUGGCUCAAAGGCAAACCUAAGCUUAGAUGGAUGGAUGAUGUGGAAAAAGAUCUACAGCAGCUGAGAAUUCAAGCAUGGAAAAGAAAUGCAUUAGUUAGGUCUGUGUUGAAGGAAGUAGUGAGGCAUGCCAAAGCCGUAUAUGGGCUGUAGGGCCACAGGGAUCUUCUCUUAUGCCUUUUUACCCCGUCUGGGACAUAGGCCGCCCACAAAAAUGUUCCAGUCAUCACACUCCAGUGCUUUCCUUUCCAAUUGCUUCCAGGUGUAUCCCAUAUUUUGCAUUUCUGUUUCUAGCUCGCGCCUCUAUGUAUGAUUAGGCCUUCCUCUCUUUCUUUUUCCCUGUUAGGCAUUGUCUGGUGAUGCUAUCUGGGGUUUUUGGAGAGUAUACUCUAUCCACCUCCAUCCUUUCUUUAUGAUGUCUUCAUCAAUGGAACCUGGUGUAUCAUUUCUGGCAGAUCUUUUUUGGUGAUAGUAUUUGGCUAUUUGAUGUUCAGGAUCUUUCUAAGGCAUAUGUUUAUGAAGGUCUACACUUUAUGCGUAAUGCUCGUUGUUGUUUUCCAAGUUUCUGCUCCAUGUAGUAGGACUGUUCUUGACAUUUGUGUUAAAGAUUCUGACUUUGAAUCCAAUAUUUUCUUUAAUAGCACAAAUGCUGAUCUAGCUUUUCCAAUUCUAGCCCUUAUGUCUGCAUCAGAUCCGAUGCCACAGAGAUAGAUUGCAUAAAAUAGUUGGUUUACAUUAGUAAUGAAUGAUGAGUUAAUGAAUCACUAUUACAUUGCAGAAUUAUUUACUUACCUGAGUUGAGCUGUUGUUGAAAACCUCAUUUGCAUAUUUUGUGUACUUAUAUCAUGUUUUUUCCUUAAUUAUUUUUUUUUAGGUCAGUCGGAGAGAAGAUAUUGCAGAUCUCCUACAACUUAACCAAUAUAUUGAUUUGGUUGUUCCCCGAGGUUCUCAAGAUUUGGUUAAUCGCAUUCAGCAAUUGUCUCAAGGAAUCCCAGUGCUUGGUCACAGUGAAGGCAUUUGCCAUGUCUUUGUUGACCAGGAUGUAGACCCAGAAAUGGCCUUGCAAAUUGGUAAGUCGUACAAUUGUCAAGGUCAUUUUUGUAAUAUUGAAACUUAAAAAAGAAUUAUAAUUAUUUUUCCUUGUAACAGAGUGUUAAAGCUUUAAUUUGAUAUUUGCCUAAUGCCAACUCUUUCAAAAAAUAAAUUUUCUAUGGUUGUCUUGAUGGUCUUCUCAUAAUGCAUUACUCACACAAAUAUUGAAACAAAAGAGUUUUAUUUUAAUUUACUAAUGUAAGGCCAGUGUAGUAUAGGUCUGGAAAAAAUUGGGGAUGACUGGUGUAGAAGAUGUGGAUAAGUAGAGUUAUAUAUGACGAGAGAGAGUUGGGUAGAUCAGGUUGAGGGCGUGUGAGUGAGGAGGGGUUGGAGUUGACAAUGGUGUGAUGAGGCAGAGAAGGGGGUGAGACCUUGGGAGAUGCAGGGAGGGUGGGGGGAGUGAGGACAGACUGUCAUCGUAUCAUAUAUAAAAGUGAAAGUUUGUUUGUGGAUUUGUUUCACAUACAUUUUUACAUGGAUUGAUGGAUCUUGACCAAACUUGGCACAUAUAUUCAUCAAGAACUCUAAGGGGUUAUGAACUUUUUAUAACAUUCCGUUUGAGGCCUGGGGCCGAUUUUUUUUUUUCUUAUAUGAGCUAUAUAAAUAAAAUUGACAACGAAUACUCCUACACGAAUAGAUGGAUCUUGACCAAACUUAGUACACAUACACUUGAUUAGCUAUAUUCAAAUACUGAAGGGUACUGAACUCAUAAUAUCCAAAUAUCCAUCCCUCUGGGCCGGGGGCCGAUUUCAUUUUCCUUACAUAAGCUUUAUUAAUAUUAAUAGGCCUAAGCAACACUAUAGGUUCUAUAUGAAUUUAUGAAUAUCGGCCUAGCUUGGUAGCAAUACACUUCCAUACUGAAAUAUCGGUGGAUUUAAAAUGAAUAUUAUCCAAUCCAUUCAGGCCCAGGGAGACUUUUCCAGAAAGUUCCAUAAUUUAAAAAAGCUAUAUCUAUGGUAAUUUUCAACUGAUUUUAAUGUGAAAACUUUAACAUUUUAACUUUAUUAUUUAUCUGACUGAUUUUUAUAGGGUUAACAAAUUCGGUACAAUUAUGGAAUCAGCCCACGCAGUGUUCCCUCUUUCAAAUUAAUUGUACUAUAGUUAUAGUAAUGAAUUUAGUUGUAGAAUUUUUCUUAUUAAAAAAAUAAUAACUUAGAAAAGUCAUUUUUUACACCUUUUGAGGAGGAGAUUAAUUUUAAUCUAGAAUGUUCAAGAAAGUUCUAUAUUGUUUAGUUUUAUACUUUCAUGGGUAUUUUCUUUAAACAGACCCUUCAUAAUCCUACCGGGAACAAAAUCCCAAUAGGAACAUGAUCCCAAUGAGGAAGAUGAUCCUAAAGUUGAAUGAGUAAACAGGAACCCACCGGUAACACGAUCCCAUCGAGUGAUAGAUCAAAUAGGGAUCCUAUCGACAAACAGGAUCCCAUCUGAGAAGAGGAUCCCCCCGGGAAAUGGGAUCCUAACGGAAUCGGGAUCUCACCAAAAAAUGGGGAAAAUUAGAAAAUGGUGACCUACUUGUGUAAUGGGAUCGGUAUCCCAAUGGGGUCAGGAUCAGAAUUAAAUCCCAUUUGGAAAUGAGGUCUGGCCAAUGGGAUCCCAAUCUGGAUCCAAAUGGGGUUGGGAUCCCAUUUGGAAACAGGAUCCCGAUCGGGAUCCCAUAUGGGGUCGAGAUCCCAAUGGGAAUGGGAUCGGGAUUCCAAUAAGAACUGGAUCCCAUUGGAAAAUGGUAUCCUACUUGGAAAUGGAUCUUGUCGGGGGAAAAAAGUUUUACAAAAGUUAUUUUAAAUGUGAUUUUAUAGGAGACAAAUUAAUUCUUUUAUUUUUCUUUACUAUAGGGUUUUUUGUUGUUGUUUUUUUACUUGCCGCUUAAUUUCGACGUUAUUUAAAAGGCUGUCGAAGUUGUUGUUUUCCCAAAUGCAAUCCCGUGCAACGCCGGGUAUAUUGGAAGUAUGAAAUAAAUGAUGGUUGCGUAUGAACAUUACUAAUUGAUAAUGUUUUCCUAUCAAUGUUUUCCUAACACAUUUAGUGAAAGACUCCAAGUGUGAUUAUCCAGCUGCUUGUAAUAGCAUGGAAACACUGUUAAUUCACCGAUCCCAUAGAGAAGGACCACUCUUUGACAAAAUGUGUGAGAUGCUUAGACUCCAAGGGGUAAGCAUAAGACUUGAGAAGAAAAAAAUACUUUCUUUUAGACAUUGGUUAAUAUUUAUUUACCCAUUGCAAGGCAGUUACUUUUAUUACUUAUAAUCAUUCACUAAUUAUUUUUAGACAGAUUUUCUGUAAUUAAAAUUGUGCAAUAGUAAAUAUAGAUGUAACAGUAAAACUUCAACCGAUCUUCUACUUUUUCCUGCAGGUGAAAAUUCAUGCCGGACCUAAGUUAGGCCAACUACUCAAAUUCGGCCCAUCUCUGGCAGCUUCUAUGCGCACUGAAUAUAGUUCACUCGAGUGUGCAGUUGAGAUUGUUGAUGAUUUAGAUGAUGCAAUCAAUCACAUCAACAAAUAUGGCAGUUCCCAUACUGAUGCUAUUGUCACAAACAAUGGUAACUCACAACUUUAAAUAAAUAUUGUGUGUUGGUCUCUGAAGAGUAAUAUUUCCUUUAUUUUUUUUACCUUUAAUUGAUUUUCUGUUGUAUAUUUUCUUUAAAAUGUAUUUUAAAAUACAUAAAUUCUUUUAAUGUUUUCAUUUCUAGAUGAAAAUGGGGAGAGAUUCCUAAAAAUGGUUGAUAGUGCUUGUGUGUUCAAGAAUGCUAGUACUAGGUUUGCUGAUGGAUACAGAUUUGGACUAGGUAAUGCAUACUUACCAUCUUGGCAAAACUUUUAUUAGUUGAGUGUAUAAAAACAAAAAGAAGAAAAGAAAAAAAAUCUAAAAGAAUUGCUUUUAAAAAUUAAUGUUAAAAAAGAUUAAUCUUUCCUUUACAUUAAAACAAAAAUAAUAACAUUCCUUAGCUCCUUAAUUUUUUUUAAAGUUUACAGUUUAAAUGUUUUAUAUUUUGCAGGGGCUGAGGUAGGUGUCAGUACUUCUCGCAUCCAUGCGCGUGGUCCAGUUGGCUUGGAAGGACUUCUCACACACAAGUGGCUAUUGUCAGGUUCUGGUCAAAUAGUGGCUGACUUCACUGCAGGAAAAAGCAAAUUUAUCCACAAGAAAUUACCAAUCCCAGACAAAUCCUAUGGUGACUCAUGAUGCACAAGAUGAGACUAAAAGUUAGCUAUCUGAAUAAGUGAAUGAAUCGGAACAGAUUCUCUUUGAAUGAUUUAAUUAGUUAUGCUGUAAAUAGACACAAUUAAUGUCAUUCGAUAUUCUGUUUGAAGUGAUACUGAAUAUUGAAAUGGCUUAAAAAAUAAACUUUAUUAUAUGAGACAAUGUACAUAUUUCAAACUUAAUUGAACAUUUCAUUAAAUGAAAUUGGAUUCUGGAAGCCAUUUAAAGGCAUGUUUAUUUUUUGCUUUAUUUCCUAUUUUUUAAUUUAAUGAAUUACACUAUGUAUAAUAUUUUUUUUUCUAAUACAGCCAAGGGAUUAGUGUUCAUCUUUUAAUAUUUAUUAUUGUUACUUUCAGAAAUAUAUAUAUAUUUGAGUCAAUGUGAUUUAAUCUAAGCACUAUUACAUAAACCAAGCAUGUGCAAAGAGAUUCCCACCCUGCCAGUUACAUAUGCUCUCCACAUGUUUCAUCCUUCCUGUGAAAAUAUAACACUAUCAGGCCAGAUAACUUUUCCUAUUAAAAUUAUUUUUGAUAGAUAACUUCAUUACUAAGUUGAUGAAAUGAUAUACUGAAAAGUUGUCAUUAAGUUCUUACUCUUACACAAUUGAAAAAGUUUAUGAUGUAAUCUUGUUACAUAGUGGAAAAAAAAUUCAUUUCUCAGGCCCACAAAAAUCAUUUUAAACUUGCUGCCUACCAAGAAUAUAACCUUAAACAAGACAUUUUAGCAUUGGACCAAAAAAACUUUGCACAUCUUUGAUACAGAACUAUGUGCAAAAAAAAUGUACUUUGGGAAAUGUACUUUAGUUUUUGGGAAAUUUUUUCUUUUGUUCAAACUAUUUCUUUUGCGUUAAAAUUCAGCAAGUCUUGCCUGCAAUAAAUUAUAUGAUUCAUAUACCAUUUUGAAUCUUUGCAACAAAGGAUUUUUUAAAUUAAUCAUAAUAUAGUAAGGACUGCAUUCAAGCCAUGUGAAAUAAAUAAAUAGUAGAACUAGAUAAUGUUUUGGCUUGAAAAGAAAAGAGAGGAUAAUUAAACAAACAUAAACGUUUAAUUGUCCUGUCUUUUAUUUUCAAGCCUAAAUGUAAAAGCUUUUUCCACUAUUUAUUUACAUUAAUCAGUGUGAUAAAGGGUAAAAAACAGUAAACCAAGAUCACAAAAUAAUUGAUUAACAUAAUGAUAUUGUAAACCCUUUUUUGUAACAAUGUUUUUACCAUAUAUUUUUCAUGUGUAUGAUUGCAAUUCAAUUACAGAAUUUUUACUUUCAACCAAAUAAAAACAAAUAUACAGAAAAGUAUAUUGAUUGAUACCCAAUAGAUUAAAGUCUGUUCUGUGUGACAAGAGGUUUUAUCUAUAUAAUAUAUUUAUGGGUGGCCCACAAUUACAAACUCUGCCAUAGGAGAAGUACCAUGAUUAAAUUUAUUACAAGCACUGCACUGUGAUGGAGACAGUUACAGGAAAUUUGAUCGAAAGAAAUUUCGUCGACGGUAAAUUGAUCGAAGGGAAAUUUAGUCGAAUUUUUUUUUUUUCAGUUAACACAUUAAAAUUUUCGUCAAAUUUCUUUUGAACGAAUUGUACUGUAUAGUUAAACAAAAUAAAAUUUGAAGCAACAUUUUAACGUAAAAACUGGGAAAAAAAGAUUUGACCAAAUUUCCUUUCGAUCAAAUUACCAUCGAUCAAUUUACCGUCUACAAACUACAAAAUUUCUUUCGAUCAAAUUUCCGGAUACGGAUGGAGACUUCAAGGUAUUAACAUCUGUGUACUAUCACAGCAUCUUGUUGGAAUAAGCAUUUACUCAAUAAACGUGUUUAGAAUGACAAAACAACUUUGUUAUGGGACAUCAGAUGUAAAUUUUAUAUAAAGGUAAAUUAGCCCCCUCCUCUCUUUCUCUCCUCCCCUCUCUCUUUCUCUCUCUAUCCCUCUCUCUCUCCCUCCCUCCCUCUCUUUUUUUUUUCUAGCUGACAGCACAAAGUUAACAAUAGGCUAAAAAUCAGGAACAUGUUUUAGACAUUUCUUGCUUAUUCUGGUCUCUUGGAAUUGUUAAUUGAAGAAAAAGUUUUAAAUGAUUUUAGUCAUAAAUUAGAUGAAACUUCUUGUUUUCAAUUUACAUUUUUUUUUUAAUGACUUUUCAAAGACUGCUUUGAGAUUUUAUAGUUGCAUGACUUUAAACUCUAUUUCAUUGGAUAAUUGCUGAAAAGGAAAUUCAUUGUGGUUCUUUAAUGUAUAUUUUUUUAAACUUCCAUGUGUCUUAACAAGCUGUGUUCAUCUGCCCUACAUACUGGUACAUAUUAAUAACUGUGCUCAUUUAGCUUAUAAUGAGGUCCUGGUUGUGAUUACUUCAUGCCAGAUAUCCAAGUGAGAUUAUCAUCUAUCAUACACCACCUUAAAAAUAUUUGAUUGUAGUUUAAAACUAUUUCAUAUUCUUUUCCUUCGCAAUCUAUUCUCAAAAUAUUAUCUGAUACUACUGAUAGAUUUGUUGCGCAAGAACAUUUUUUUUUCCACUUUAUAAAUGAACAAGAGCAUAUUUACCACGUCUCAGAUUAUGCUAGUACUUGUAUUUAUAGAUUUAAAAAAAACAAAUUCCUCGAUUUAAAAAUUAGAGUGUUUUUAAAAAAACUGUUGUAUUAUUAGUUUGCUUUUUCCCGUUGCUCCAAGUAGUUAGUACAAACAUGUAUUCAGUACAUCCAUUUAAGAUCAUUUAUAACAGUAAUUUAUUUUCUUUUGAUGUACUAUUACUGUAGGGGUAUCCAUUUUAAGUUAACUUGUUUAUAAACUAUUUUAAUAUCUUCAGACUGCGUAUUAUCUUGAGUAACAUUUUAUUAGAUUUUUGAUUAUGCAGGAUUAUGAUCUACUGCAACAUUCCUAUAUAGAUGUUGGUAUUAAACCUAUUUAAACAGCUAUUAUGCUACUUUUAUUUAAAUUUACUCUCAAGACAAAAAUAAUAAUUCUAAGUAGAUUUGGAAUUUUGUUAUUGGUAUUUUUAUUUUAAUUACUUAUGAUCAUGCAUAAUUUCCUGGAAAACCUCUUUUUAAAAGGAAUGCAAAAUUAUUAAUCCAACUAGAUCAGUGGUUCUCAACCUUCCUGGUGCCGCGACCCUUUAAUACAGUUUCUCGUGUCGUGGCGACCCCCAGUCACACAAUUAUUUUCGUUCCUACUUCAUAGCUGUAAGGAUAUGUGUUUUCAGAUGGUCUUAGGCGACCCCUGGAAAAGGGUCGCGCGACCCCUUUGGGGUCGCGACCCACAGGUUGAGAACCGCUGAACUAGAUGUUUCUGCUAUAAUAGCUUUUUUAUAGCAAUUAUUUUUAAAAUAUACAUUAAAUCUUUAUAUGCCAUCAUGAAGAUAUGUGGUCAUGUUGCCUUCUUAAUGCUUCUUGAAACCAAUUUUAUGUUGACUUUUUCUUAGAAUUAAGAUGAUAUUUAACUUAGUAAUUAUCAUCAGAUGUUGUAAAUUUAUCAGAUUGCUAUGCAUAGAAAAUAACAAAUAAAUAAACUUACUGAAGUUAUUUUUGAAAUAUUUUGUAAAUUUUUUAUUUUUGUUUUUUUUAAAUUUCAAAUUGGAGUGUUAUUCGAAUGUGGGUUUACCUGAAGAAAUCUAGAAAUCAGCUUUAAUUGUACCAGAUUUUAAUUGUUCCAUGGUUAGGUGAUGUGAAAAUAAUCUGAAGUAAUCUUGAUCAGUUUGGUCAGUACAUGCACAAGUAGGUUAGAGAGCUAAUCUCUGUGCCUUAAGGAUGACAAUGUGAGUAUGAUGAGAAUCCCACACAUUUUGUCUUUGCUGGUUCUUUGAUAAGUAACUUAACAUUUUAGAAAUACUGUUCCAUAUGUUAAAAACAGUAAUAUUAAAGGGA